ACAAAUCUCAACAGUAAGAGGUCCAUUCAUCACCUCCUCAUUUUCUAUACCUUAAAGAGGGUUCAUUUAUCAUCAUCAUCUUAAACCAAACUAUUCUUUCCUAGUCUAACAAUGUCAUCCAGCUCAAUGUCCUCUGGUUCUUGGACUGUUAAGCAGAACAAGGAUUUUGAAAGAGCUUUAGCUAUCUACGACAAAGACACCCCUGACCGAUGGUACAAUGUUGCUAGGGCUGUGGAUGGAAAAACUCCUGAUGAAGUGAAAAGACACUAUGAAGUUCUUGUGGAGGAUGUGAAGCAUAUUGAACAGGGUCAGGUCCCAUACCCUAACUACAGGACCACCAGAUCAGGGAGGAAUGGCAACGAUGACAAGAGGAUGAAGAGUCCAAUGUACCAGUGAAUCGGAAGUCUAGUGUACUAAAUAAAGAAGCAUUCUGCAAUUCUACUAACUU
Messenger RNA from Impatiens glandulifera, 448 nucleotides. RefSeq names its product transcription factor RADIALIS-like. The transcript has 2 exons. Gene Ontology annotation, molecular function: DNA-binding transcription factor activity. NCBI's taxonomy places the organism in Eukaryota, Viridiplantae, Streptophyta, Magnoliopsida, Ericales, Balsaminaceae. The record is from RefSeq and is a predicted model, not a curated record. Bases 112 to 396 code for a protein of 94 amino acids.